GAGAGACUGAGCUACUGGGCUGAGGGGCUGGGGACCAUGGUCUCAGGGAAUAUCUAGCUCAACAGACAUAACAUAGUCUAUAGAGAAAAUAUUGUACAUCCAACUGUGGUGACGCUUGCAAGCAGGCAUCUAAAAUAUAUCUACUGGUCAUUCUGUUUGGAGCAAAGGAGAAUGAAGAGAACCAAAGGCACAAGGGGAAGAUUAGUCCGAAGGACUAAUGGACCACAACAACCACAGCAUCCACCAGACUGAGCCCAGGACAACUAGACAGUGCCCAGUUACCACCACCAACUGCUCUGGCAGGGGUCACAAUAGAAGGUCCCAGACAGAGAGGGAGAAAAAUGUAGAACAGACUUCAAAUUCACACACACACACACACACACACACACAGAAACCUGGCUUGUUGGUCUCACAGAGACUGAAGAAACCAUAAAAGUAUGGCUCCUGGACACCUUUUAAAGUCCAACACUGAAGUCACCCCUGAGAUUCACCCUUCAGCCAAAGAUUGGACAGGUCUAUGCGGCCAAAAAUAACACACAUGAGUGACGUACUUCGUAUUGCAAUCAUAAAUACAGGACUAGUGGGCACACUUGUUCAAAAGCAAAGAAGAGAAAACAGGAUGGGACAGAAAAAUUGGACAAAUGGAAACAGAGGCUAAGGUAAAGAAAGGGAGAGUGUUGACAUAGUACAGGGUUGGCAACAAAUGUCACAAAGAACUUGUGCAUUAACUGUUUAAUGAGAAACUAAUUUGCUCUGAAAGCUUUCACCUAAAUCACAACCAAAAAAAGAAAAAAAGGUUGAUAAAAACAUUAUUUAUAAUAGCUAAAAACUGGCAGCAACCCAAAAUUUCCUUCUGUGGGUGAAUGGUUAUGUAAACUGUAAUAAAUAGAUACAUGAUACAAUACUCUACAAUAAAAUGAACAAAUUAUUAAUACACACAACAGCAUGGAUGGACCUUAGUAGAGUCAUGUGAAGUGAAAAAAGUCUAUCUCAAAAUGUUGUUGCUUUCUGCCAUUGAGUUGACUUUAACUUAUGACAACCUUAUGUAUAACAGAACAAAAUGAUGCCCAGUCCUGGGCUAUCCUCAAAAUCACUGGUAUGAUUGAGUCCACUGCUGCAGCCAAUGUGGAAAUCCAUGUCACAGAGGGCUCACAUUCUCUUUGGCCCUUUACUUCACCAAAUAUGAUGUCCUCCUCCAGAAAAUGGUCUUUCCUGAUGACAUGUCCAACGCAAGAAGAUCGGACAAUGUUCUGUUGGAGACAACAAGAUAUUUACCAUUAAAAAAUUUUUGGUUCGUUAGGUACCAUGGAGUGGAUUGUGACUCAUAGUGACCUAUAGGACAGAGUAGAAAUGCCCCAUAGGGUUGCCUAGGCUGUUAUGAAUGCAGAUGGCAAGUUCUUUUUUCUCCAGAAUGGCUUGUGGGUUAAAACUGUGAACCUUUUGGUUAGCAGUGAAUUUUUAAACAUUGCAAUACCGGUGUUCCUUCCAUUAAAGAAUAGACAAGUAAAAAAAAAUACACACAUACAUAUACAUAUCAUUACAUAUCACAAAUAAGCAAAAAAAAAAGUCACAAAUGUUUACAUUACAAAUAUUUAAAAUGGCAAAAUGCAUCAAAAAGAUUUAUAGCAUAAUACAUAUAUAUUCAUAAUAAAACAUUACACACAAAAUACCACACUUUACAAGGUGUGAUGGUUAAGGUUGUGUGUCAACUUGUCUUGGCCAUCAUUCUCAGUGGUUUGGCAGUCCAAAGAUGUUGUGAUCACUUCCAUGAUGAGGUUCGAUAUAAUGUGGUUACCUCCAUGAUAGACUCUGCUCUGAGUAGCAAGUCAGUUGAAAGGAAGUUUCCUUGGGUGUGUGGUCUGAAUUGAAUAUAAGCAGACAUUCUGGCAAGGUUCAUUUGCUAUUGCUCACUUUGGGUCCUGUAGCUGGCUCCUGUUCAUCUGACCUCUGGUUCUUGGGAAUUGAGCCAGCAGCUUGCCUUCAGUAUUGCCUGCUGAUUUGGGGAUUCUUGGAUCUUCCCAGCCAGUGAGCAAGAGCCCUGCUGUUUGACCUGUAGAUGUUGGGUCAUCCAGCCCUUGCAGCUGCAUGAAUCAGGAGAAGCCUGUAUCCUGAUCUCGGGACUUGGGAUGUUCCAGCUUCAAUAUCCCUGUGAGCCAUUUCCUUGAUGUAAAUCUCUGUAUACACAUAUUUAUAUGCUUUACUGGUUUUGCUCCUCUAGAGAACCCAGCCUAAGACACAAGUGUAUAUUGACAUGGUACAGCAUAUGUCAAGCACAGCUGAAUAUGUGUGAAGGCAAGAAAGAUGUUUUGGGAUGAGGAUUGAACAGAAUGGAAAAGCAUACAAUAUUGAGAUGUAAUAAAGGAAGCAAAAAACCUAAACAGACAGAUGAUGGCAAUUGAUCAUCAAAUGAGAAGCAAGGGUAACAUUUCUGUUCUUUAGGUCAAAACAAAAUUAACAAACAAAAAAUAACUUGAAAAUAGCAAUAACAGCAACAAUAAUAAAAAUAGUAAGAGCAAACUAGGAAGUGAUACCUCACAUAUGCACAAUGCAAUAGUUUUAUUCCAUUUAAGUCUUUUAAAUAAUGUGAUAAGACAGUGUUUAAGCACUUCUUCGUUUUGUCAUCCGUUUGAAGAAACCACUGUAGAAAUAGAGAAUGUUGAUAGGUCUGUUAUACAGAUACGAUAUUUUAAUCCCGAUCCCCAUGUGGUAAAAAUGGAACGUUAACAAAGAGUAAAACAAAGGACUAUAUGAAACAGAUAAACAUAGACAUGCAUACACACUCUAUGAGUAAAAAUUUGGUCACUGGUGAAUACAAAAUAUACUGGACAAUUAACAAACGAAGGCCAGGUAUUUUGUUAAGCUUUCAAAUGCCUCAGGAACAAUCAGCAAAUUGUUUGGCAUCUCCUCAGGGAGGAUCUCCAUGGGUAAAAAAAAAAAAAAAAUCCAUAAAUUCUUCUCCCUCUGCCGUUUUAAGAAACACUUGGGAGAGGAGUCAAGACAGAGGCUUCAUUGCAGGUAAAAAGACUGUUUCCGUAUUUUACCAGUAUCCAGAAUGUUUCAUUGACCCUUGCAGGGUCCCACCUUUAUCCAAUGGCAAAGUCAUUGCAAAAUAUUAGGAUUUCUGAUUCAGUUCUGUGUGCGUUAUACUUUUCAAUAGUGCCUGAAGCUAGGAUCUCUCUCCAAUUUUUUGACAUAAUUUUUUUUUCAAAUCUUCACACUCUAUUUCAGAGGCUAAAUGCUAAGAAGCAUUUUGAAACAUUAUCAUUCCAUGUCUAAAUAUUUUUACUUCAUAUAAGUAGUUAUCUGAAUAAAGUUAACAGAAAAAAACAAAGUCCUGGAGUCAGUUUUGCCUCAUAACUGCCCCCUGGGUAUCAGAGACCCGUGCUCCACAGGUUUUUCAAUGGCUGUGACCUUCCAGAAGUAGAUCUUUCUUUCUUCAAGGUGCCUCUGAGUGGACUCGACCCACCAGCCUUUCAGUCUGUAGCUGAGUGCUUAAGUGUUUUUGCCACCCAGGUGGCCUAAUUAUGUGAAUAAUAGAGCUCCAAUAUGAAAGUAAAGGAAGCAUAUACAGUAUUAAAAAUACUGCAGCAGAAUUAUGAAGCUGCAGGUAUUCAGUUUCUAGCAUUGGUGUUCUUCAAAAUCCUCAGUUAUAAGCUGCCUCUAGGCUCUUAUGUACCUCUCAAGUGUAAUUUAAUAUUUAAUGCAUAUUUAGAUAACAGUACAAAUGUCCAUUUUUCCUAAUCUCUUGAUGAAGAAACAAAUAAAUUUCCAUCUCACACCUCGUGUUGAGAAGUGAAAAGCAAUUUUUGGAGUUUAGGAAACUUUUAAUUACCUAGUUUUUUUUUUUAUGGUGAUAGUAUAAUAUAUACCAUAUUCUUCAAUUUCCAGUAGAAUCUGGCAGGAAGAAGACAUAAUUUUUUCAAAGAGCAUAGCUGUGUAAAAUGAAUUAAAUGCUCAACAAAUACAGUAAACUAUGGAAAAUAAUUUGGUGCUCUCCGUGGAACUCCAAAGCCGAUGGGAGGAAGUCCUCUUAUCUCCUCUUAACUUAUAGGAAAAGCAGCACUUACCAAUAUAAGUAUUUUUGUUCUUCAGCCUUUCAUCAUUGCAACUCGACAAGAUUUACAUUGCUUUUAUUGUAUUCAUUGAAGAUAGUUGAUUUCCUAAUUAUAAUAUCUACUAAUACCCAAUUCAGUACCUCUUAAAAAAAAUUUUUAGUGUGCUUUAAGUGAAAGUUUACACAGCAAAUUAAUUUUCCAAUCAGAAACUCUUACCAAAAACUGUGUCCGCACUCUUCUCAUUUCCUUCCUGGCUCCCUGUUUCCAUUAGUCAGGUUUCCCUGUCCCUCCCUGACUACUUGCCCUUUUGGUCUCCUGUAGUUGAUCGAAGUUAUUGUUUAGCAGCCCCGUCUGUUAUUGGCCUGAAAGGUGGCCACCAGGGGUGUCUGUAGUUUCACAUUAGAAGAUUGUCUUAAGAAAAUAGUCUCAGGGGUUUCUCCAGCCUCUUUCAAACAAGUAAAUCUGGUCUUUUUUGUUUAUUUAUUUUUGAAUUUGAAUUUUUUUUUUACAUUUUUUCCCCCAUUUUGCUCCAGGCUUUCUAUUGUGAUCCUGGUCAGAGUGGUACCAUCUAGUCCUUCUGGUCUCAGGUUAGAGGAGGCUGUGGUUCAUGUGGGCCAUAUGUCCUUUGGACUAAUUACUUCCUUUAGUCUUUGGUUUUCUUCGUUCUCCUUUGUUCUAGGUGGAAAGAGGCCAAUAGUUUUUUUUUUUUUUUCUGACAUAAGCAAUGUGUGUACAGGGUCACAACCUUGUAAGCAAUGUUUUAAAUGAGAUAGUGUAUUUCCUGUGCAACCAUUUUAUUAUUUAAUAUGAUACUAUUGUAUUUUUCUAUUUGUUUGGUUAUUCUUGAUUCAGAGGCUGCUGGUAGUGCUAUUUUCAUGUAAGUAGUAUCAUUUCAAACCUUUCGUUCUUUUACCUUAAACUGCCAUCCUCAUCCUUCUCUGGCAUUUUUUUUUUUUAAUCUGUGGCUUAUUAGGGAUACAUAUAUACAUUUUAAUUUAAAUAUACAUGUGUUUAUAUGCAUUAUGUACUAUAUAAUAGCUUAAACUAGAGGAUUUCUUUAUCCAAAUGGAAUUUUUAAAUGAAAUUUUGUUAUAUAAAAUCAGUGACAUGGACCUUACUUUCUCCCAAUUUGUUCAAAUUUUCUCUCACUGUCUUAGAUUCUUCCAUGAGAAACUAUAUCUCAUUUGUUACAAACAAUUUAGUAUAUUAGUUAUAAUGAAAAUGCUCCUAGGUUAGGACAUAUUUUAAGUAAAUUUAUAUUCAAAUGCACUGCUGACUCAAAAGUGACCCCAUAGCUGUAAAUAGGCUAUAAAUCUCUAUGGAAGCAGACUGCCACAUCUUUCUCCCAUGGAGCCACUGGUGGUUUUGAACCGCUGACCUUUAGGUUAGCAGUCCAUCAACUUAUAUUAAAAUGUAUUAAGAAGAUGUAUCAUCCAGAAGAUUGGCACAUCGAUGGUCCAAUUUUAGUCAUGGAGUUGAGGAUGCAGGAGGGAAGGGCUGGGCUCAGUUACAUGGAUAACAAACUACUCAACCUACUUAUCAUCAUAACCCUGACAUAGAAGCUAGAUCACAGUAGGAGAAUUUGCAUAUGCAUAUGUAAAGAAAACACCUUUCAGGUAACUUACUGUCAUCAUUUGUCAUUUAAAAAAAAAAACAUCACUAUAUACUUGAUAUUUGAGACUUAUGUCCUGAUAUCUUAAAUGCAUUGAAACAUUUAAUCCUCAUUUUUUUUUCCAGCAACACUGAAGGGAAGUGGUCAUUUUGCACUUGUGAAUAAAGAAAUUAAGGUAUCUUUUUUUUUUUUUAUUCUAUAACCCACAAAGCCAAAACCAAACCCAUUGCCACUGAGUUGAUUCCAACUCAUAGUGACCCUAUAGGACAGAGUAAAACUGCCCCAAAGAGUUUCCAAAGAGUACCUGGUGGAUUUGAACUGCCGCUCUUUUGGUUAGCAGUCGUAGCACUUGACCACUAUGCCACAAACUUUUCUAUUACCCACAAGCUGAGGUAUAAAAAAGACUAUAUCUGUAUGGGUCUACCACCUGGAAUAAUUUCCUGUAUAAAGACAGACUAUCCCCACCACGAUCUAUUAGAUUUUCCUUGUGUUCAAUACUUGUCAAGUAUGUUGUUUCCGACUGUACCACCUGUGGCACAAGGGCUUUUACAGGACUAUGUUUUGAAGUAAGGGAUACUAAAUGUUUCCACACAUUCUGGGAAUUUGCAUUUUGAAAUGUUUUUAAUGAAGUUAACAUACAUAUUAUAAUUUUAUACAUGUCAUUAUGUAAUUGUCAGUAUUGUAAAUGAAAAAAGAAAGUUUUGUAACCACCCAUAUACCUAACACAUCUAAAAUUUUUUACUUUUUUUAUUUUUGCUUCAUAUAUCUAUAUGUAAAAAAAGAAAACCUGUUGCCAUCGAGUUGAUUCUGACUCAUAGAGACCUUAUAGGACAGAGUAGAACUGCCCAAUAGGUUUUCUAAGGAGCAGCUAGUAGAUUCAAAAAGCUGACUUUGUGGUUAUCAGCCAAGCUCUUAACCACUGCUCCACCAGGAAUCCCAUCAAGGUAUAUGUAUAUGUACAUCUACAUCUACGUGUACACGUACACAUAUGCCUUCACCUACAUCUUUAUCUGUGUCUAUCUCUAUCUCUAUGUCUGUAUCAGGGCUUUUCAACUUCCGCCAUAGUGACAUUUUGGACUGGAAAUUUUGUUAUUGUGUGGGGUUACUCUGUAUAUAGUAGAAUUUUUAAUAACAUCCCAGGCCUCCAUUAGAUACCAGUAGUACCCUUCUCCUAGUACUGACACCCAAAAUGUCCUAGGCAUUGACAAAUGUUCCAUGGGCAGCAAAUUUUCCUCAAUUGAUAACAAGUUAGAUUUUUCUUUCUUUCCCUCUAUCUUUUUUUCUUUCUUCAUGUACCUAUACUUUACUUGUGGGAGGCGGGUUUACUUUCAAAAACCUGUAUUGGAAGUUUGGAUUUAUCUUAUUCAUUUAGCAUAUUGCCUUUGUAUACUAAAAAUCUACCAGAUGAUGCUACAUAAAACCGAUUGACUACGCUGAUAUCUCUAUCCAGAACAGGUUUCCUGAUAGACCAAGAUGGAAAAGCAAAAUCUAACAAUGCUAAAUGAAUUCCUUCUGAUGGGAAUCACAGAUCACCCUGGGCUCCAGGCUCCGUUGUUCGGGCUGUUCCUCAUCAUCUACACGAUCUCAGUGGUGGGCAACUCAGGCAUGAUCAUCCUCACCAAGACAGACUCCAAGCUACAAACACCCAUGUACUUUUUUCUCAGACACCUGGCUAUCACUGAUCUUGGUUAUUCAACAGCUGUGGGACCCAAAAUGCUAGUCAAUUUUAUUGUGGAUGAAAACACUAUCUCCUAUUAUUUUUGUGCUACACAGCUAGCUUUCUUUAUUGUGUUCAUAACUAGUGAACUUUUUCUUCUGUCAGCAAUGUCUUAUGACCGCUUUGUGGCUAUCUGUAACCCUCUGCUCUACACAGUCAUCAUGUCACAAAGGACUUGUUGGGUGCUGGUGGCAAUACCCUAUCUCUACAGCACAUUUGUUUCUCUUCUGGUCACCAUAAAGAUUUUUAAUUUAUCCUUCUGCGGCUACAAUAUCAUCAAUCAUUUCUACUGUGACAAUCUCUUCUUGUUAUCCUUGCUCUGCUCAAACACACAUGAAAUUGAAUUGAUCAAUCUCAUCUUAGCAUCUUUUGAUUUGAUUUCAUCUCUUCUAACAGUUCUUGUUUCUUACCUACUCGUUUUUGUAGCCAUUCUCAGGAUGAAGUCAGCUGAGGGCAGGCACAAGGCUUUCUCCACCUGUGGAUCCCAUCUGACAGUGGUGGUAGUGUUCUAUGGGACUUUAAUCUUUAUGUACAUGCAGCCCAAGUCCAGUCAUUCCUUUGACACUGAUAAAGUGGCUUCCAUAUUUUACACCCUGGUUAUCCCCAUGUUGAAUCCCUUGAUUUAUAGCUUGAGGAACAAAGAUGUAAAAUGUGCCCUACAUAGGACAUGGAAAAAAAUACGCAAUGUAUUUUCUAGAGUUUGAUGCAGCAUAUGAUUCCUACAAAUUACACCAUGAACUCAAACCUUGUCUGUGUGCCUCCAUAGGGAACAGUGAGCACAAAUAUAUUCAACAUAUAUUUAUAAAUUGCCUUCUACAUGCUAGUCACUCUUCUAAGUGCAUUGAUGAACAAAAGAGUACAAACUGGUACCUUUCUUGAAGGAAAGAGAUGGAUCACAAACAAUAAUUAAGAACAAUCUAUAGUACAGUAGAAUGUGUUAGGACCCUUGUGGUGCAGCAGUUAAAUUGCUUGACUGCUAACUGGAACGUCAGUGUUUCAAAAAACCAGUUGCUUCUUGGGAGAAAAUUGAAGCAAUCUGCUUCCAUAAAGAUUUUCAGCCUUGGAAACCCUAUGGGACAGUUCUAUUCUGUCCUAUAAUGUUGCUAUGAGUCAUAAUUGACUCAACAGCAGUGCAUUUGGUUUUUUUGAUAAUGUGUUAAAAAAUACCAAACCCAUUGUCCUUGAGUCGAUUACUACUCACAGCAACCCUGUAAGACAGAGUAGAACUGCCCCAUAGGGUUUUCAAGGAGUGGGCAGUGGAUUUGAAUUGCCGACCUUUUGGUUAGCAGCCAAGCUCUUAACCACUGCACCACUAGGGCUCCAGGAGAAUGUGUUGGGAAUCAUGAAAUUAGGCAAGGAGAGUGGAUAUGCUGAGUGGAAGUGGGAAAAAGUACUAGGUACAAAAGUGGAGAUACAAAGAUUCUGGUGUUUUUUUUUUUCAAUUAUUAAACUUUUCAGUGUCAGCACUUGUGUUUAUGUAUGUGUGUGUGUUUGUAAGCCUUUGCCUUCUGUUUUAGUCUUCAAAGUCUUCUGAAGGCUGCAUUAGAUUAGGGCCAGGUUGCGAGGAGUCUCAGAGUAUAUGGCGAUUUAAAGUACUCAGUUGCAUGAAUUGCUUAAAUGCCCCCAUUGCAGAUCUUGGAGUUCUACCCUUUACCCAUUAAUGCCUUUACUUUCACAUGUAAAUCUGUUUACUCAACAUACCUUGAAAUUUUUGCAGUUCAAAAGUUCAGCUCUGCAUCUGACUUGUUUUUGCCUAGAUCAGAAUAUACACCAGUUAAGAUAAAUUUCUUGAGGCCAACCAUAGAGGCUCCCAGGUUUGAAAUCCAUCCCCUGCUGGUUGUUCUUUCUUAAUAAUUAUCUUUUUUUGUUUAAUGGAUGAUCCUUUCUUAUCUAUAUCAACAACUUUUUAAGUUGUUUGUUCAAUUACUUUCUGUGUAUCUCCUUGGGUAACAGGAUAGUCUAUGACGAGUUAAGUUUGCUGCCUCUCUUUCAUUGGUUUGGCUUUCCUAAACUUUGGUAAAUAUUUAUUAUGAAUUUUAUUUGCAUUGACUUUUGUCCACCCUACUUGUGAGCGACAAAAUGAGAUAAUCCCAUGGUUUGUGCUUACCUGUAUUUCUAAUUCAAGUAAGACCUUUUAUGUGGUAAGGAUAUAGUUAUCUAGUUUUACGGACAUAGCUGCAGCAUGUUAAAACCCACUGCCGUCGAGUUGAUUCCGAUGCUCCUUAAUUUUUUCCAUGUAUUUUUGUUUAUUGUUAUUAUUUUAAAAUUUCUAGUAUUUUUUUGAAACUUCAAAAGUCUAAAUUAUUUUCUUGGCACAUGAUCAUGAAAUAAAAUUCUCCGUGUAGCCAAUGAAACUUGAAUAAAAAUAGUCCAUUGGAAUAUAAAAAGGUGCACGGUUUAUUGUCAUGUGAGCAUAAAUAGUUUAAAAAUGUUAAAGUACUUAGAAGGCUAUGAAGGUCAUGAGCACUAAACCAAACAAAACCCCGUUGCCAUCGAGUGGAUUCUGCCUCAUAGCAACCCUAUAGAACAGAGUAGAACUGCCCCUAUAGGGUUUCCAGUGAGCAGCUGGUGGGUUUGAACUGCUGACCUUUCGGUUAGCAGCAGAGUUCUCAACCACCACGCCAAUAGGG
Loxodonta africana (African savanna elephant) is the source of this 10014-nucleotide messenger RNA. Its product is annotated as olfactory receptor 8K3-like. Lineage: Eukaryota; Metazoa; Chordata; Mammalia; Proboscidea; Elephantidae. The record is from RefSeq and is a predicted model, not a curated record. Gene Ontology annotation, biological process: G protein-coupled receptor signaling pathway; sensory perception of smell. Gene Ontology annotation, molecular function: G protein-coupled receptor activity; odorant binding; olfactory receptor activity. Bases 7141 to 8088 code for a protein of 315 amino acids. Gene Ontology annotation, cellular component: membrane. The transcript has a single exon.